UUGCUCCCUUAAAAUAAUUUUCAGCGGGAGUCGCUCUGCUGAAGUAUUUAAUACUGUCCAUAUCGAAUAUUAUGCAAAAUUAAGAAUACAUUAGUAAGUUGCAAAUUUCGAUAAGAUUGAAAAUCUUCCGAAAUAUAUCUAUAUAGUUCGGUGACCAUUUUAACAGUUUGCUCAGUGUAUAUCAACCACUCUGUUCUAAACAUAAUUGAAAUGAAGUUAAUAUGCUAGAGUUAUUAAAUGAUUUAAUACAAUUCAUACAGAUGCGUAGAGCCAAGAUUAUGUCGUAAAUGCUAUCAAUAGACCCUUCAGCAGUUAAGAAACUGUCACAAACUGUCACAAAUUGAAAUUCAUUACUUUUUAUUUUCAGCAGACAGAACCCGAACUGCCUGAUAAAAGUGGAAAAAAGUUAGAAACCUAUAAAGUUUAUGGAUCGAUUAUUAAGUUUUUUUAUCGCAAAGAUAUAUAGAUAUAAGGCAUUUCAGAAUUUUGAACUAUGUCAGAAGGAUUUACAAAUCGUAAUCACUGUUCCACCAAUUUGUACGAAAUCAUACACAACGAUGUUGCAGAAUGCCUUCCAUUUCAUUGGCUAUACAAAGCGCUAUUCCUUUGUCCGGGAAACGGAGGCAAUAUUGCAAUAUUGGGAAAACAAAUGGGAUACAGAGCAAGGGCUUUCAGACUUCAAGAAAACGACUAGGCUUCUUCUGGUAAAUCUAAGAGGUAGAACAGCAUCAAUUACAGCACUGUCGACCGAAGAUGGAACUCCUCGCCGGCUUCACACCCUAGCUGGUGGAGGUUGGGGAGGACAAGCAGUUAACGAGGAAUUCAAACAGUUUCUCAUAAAAAUUGUCGGUGCACCUGUCUUCCUAAAAUUUGUUGAGGAGGAAGAAAGCGACUGGAUGGACUUAAAAAUGAAGUUUGAAACUAUCAAGCAUGGCGUUAAAAGUGAAGACGAUGGAAAAGUAUCUCUCAGACUGCCUGUCAGUCUACGGGAGAUUCUUGAAGAGUGUUGCAAUGAAAAUGUGCAAACUGCCGUACAAGCGUCCCCCUAUUCAAAGAAAAUAUAUUUCACGAGGGACCUAAUGCGUUUAGAUGUUAGUAUCAUCAAAGAUCUUUUUACAAACUCAGUAGAAAAGAUAAUUUCCAACAUAAAGGAAACCCUGCAAAUCGAAGCAGUAACAGGAACAAAGACCAUUAUUAUGGUAGGUGGAUUUUCAGAAUCGCCUUUAGUUCAGAGUGCUGUGAAAGAAGCGUUCCCCGACUGUAAUGUUUUCGUCCCGAAGGAGCCUGCAUAUGCAUUGCUAAAAGGUGCAGUCAUGAAAGGACGCAACGUAGAACCACAAAAAGCAUCAGUAACGGCCGUGUCUAAAUUUACAUACGGCGUUCAUGUGUGUCAUAUCAAUGACGAACACGGUAGCUCAGAAAUUGAAAAAGAAGAAACUAAAAUUUUCUUUCGAAAAGGAGAACCAAUUUCUGUAGGAGACAAAGUAACGUGGAAGUUCACGUUAGAAACAUAUGACAUGCAACACGUAGAAAUUCAGUUUUUCACGUCACCAAGAACGGAUACCGUAUCAGUAGACGAAAGCGAAAUCGAGUAUCUGGAAAAGGUUAGGCAUGAUUUCGACGGUCUGCAUACAAAGACUAUAAAGAUAGAAAUGCUUUUCCAUCCGUUUUGUUUUGAGAAGGAGGUAAUGCAACCACAUCAAUUUGUGCGCUUUUUAUAAUUUAAGAUGAAAAAUCUGUGAAGGCAAUGUAAUUGGUACAGUAUUGUGAUUUGUUGUUGCUAGGAGAUGUUGCAUUAUCAGUGUUGAUUUUUAUACCUGGUUAUGUAAUUUGUAUUUGAAACAACGCUCUUUGUAUAUACAGAGUGAUGACGUGAUGUAAAUGUCUACUAAUCAAUAUAUUCACAACAAUGCUGGGUUACUGGUAUCUACUUUCGCGGUUGUCUGUGGGUUAUAUUCCUUGCUUCAGCUGAAAUGAUUUAAGCUGGUAUGUCCAUGCUUUGAGUUAUGAACGUGCACAAUAUAUUCGUUUUUAAUCCCCUGCCGUGGCGGAGGGAUUAU
Messenger RNA from Mercenaria mercenaria, 2060 nucleotides. Its product is annotated as heat shock 70 kDa protein 12A-like. The record is from RefSeq and is a predicted model, not a curated record. Lineage: Eukaryota; Metazoa; Mollusca; Bivalvia; Venerida; Veneridae. The transcript is spliced from 3 exons. Bases 426 to 1721 code for a protein of 431 amino acids.